GAAUAGAUUUUCUUAUCUUUUCUGGUUUAUCUUAUUACUGUGCAAUAUUCCUGUGAUUGUUAUUUGGUGCUCUCGCUGUGUAUCCUAUUUCGUAGUGUUUAAAUAGAUGAUCAAAAUUAAAACUAUUUUCAAUGAAUUUUUCAGUUUUAAUGCAGCCCGCGCAUUGAAUAUUUCGUAUAUGUCUCUCCGUGCCGCAAGAGAAUGUGUUCGAAAAUACGUGUUUUGCAACAACUUUUCUAUCAUUCCCCGAAUCUGCGGCGCGUUUUACAAUAAAAACUUAACUACCCAUUAAAAACAGAGAUUACUGCUCUUACACGUUUCUAUUCACCAUAUUUCAUGCUUCAAAUAAACAACACUCCGAAGAGCUGUUUUGUGUGAUAUCUCUGCUUCACUUUCAAAAUAUGACUAUUUUCUUCUCAUUUCGAGAGUUCCGUUGCAAUUCAAAAAUAAUUAUUAGACAGAAAAGUGUCGACGGUAAUUUCUUAGCAAGAUAAAAUGGGAAACAUACGUAUUUCUUGAUUUGUGUGUCGUUAACAAAUUUUAUUGUAAACUAGCCCAUCGAUACUACGCACAAUUUUCAUGCGCAUAAAAUUAAAUGUUAAACCCUACGAAGAUACGAUAGCAAAUGUCUAAUUAACUGCGAAUUUGUCAAUUGAGAAUAACAUAGGUUUCCUUCAUAGACGUUUUUUAAUUUGAGUAACUUUCUAUAAGAACGGGGUUCAUUUAAAUGCAUAUAUUAAACUACGAAGUUGAAACUCAUCGUACGCGUAACAACAAUGCAGGAACAGACUUGGAAAUUGAAUUAAAAGUAAAAUGCAUUGUGUCGCACGCAUGUAAAUACUGCGUACAAGCGAAACACAAGCAUGCAGUUACCAAUAGUCGACUUCACGCAGCACGAGUUUCCACAAUCGGAGGCCUGCGAUUGGCCGGGUGGCCACGAGGGAGGGAUGCGCGCGCAUUGAUCAGAAGCCGCGUGUAGAAGCAGUCGUUAUGACGAUGCCAACGAUACAACAAGCUAGUUGAGACGUGAUUACAUUGUUGGUGUUGUGUUAAGAAAAAACAUUCGCCGUUGCCUUUUAAUUGUUCUUACUGUCAGAAAAUUCGAGGAUAAUCGAACGCGUGAUCAGCUACAUCCGCCAUAGUUACGCACGCGUAUAUCGUGUAUCGCGCCGGGCAGAUUCGUUUUGGCGGUAUACCAGUUGCACGCGGCACACGGAGUGUAGCGGGCAGAGAGAGCGCGCGCGCGCACGAGCAACAGAGACAACAGAUUAAGUGGUCGUGCGUGGUAACGUUGAUUUUGUAAGGUGACCGGCAAGCUGCGCGGUGAAGUGAGAAAAACGUGACAUGGAAUUGCACACGCCAAAGCGUGAGUCGCGCCCUUUGACGGAAGCGUUGCCGUGCAGCCCACCGAUGUGCGAUACCAUGCUUUAUCCGUGGAACUGGGGCGAGGAGGCAAGAAAUGUGAACUUAAGCCCGGGCAGCUCCUGCUCCUCGCCGGAGUAUCGCGAGAAUAGCGUGGUGAGCUCACGGACGGGCCCUCGAUCACGUUCCGGUGGUUCUGAAAGUCAUCGUCGUGGUCGGCCCAGAGCGGACGCUCUUUCGAACCUUAUGAUGCAGGGAAGCACCUCGCCGAGCAGUAUAAAAUGCACCUACUGCAACAGGGUCUUCCCGAGAGAAAAGAGCCUCCAAGCACACCUGCGUACCCAUACAGGGGAGCGUCCGUAUCCAUGUGAUUAUCCUGGUUGUACAAAAGCUUUUACGCAAUCAGGUCAAUUAAAGACUCAUCAAAGACUACAUACAGGAGAGAAGCCGUUCUUAUGUACUGAACCUGGCUGUGAAAUGAGAUUUACGCAUGCAAAUAGGCACUGUCCAGACCAUCCAUAUGCUACUUUGACCCGUUCUGAUGACUUUGUUUUGAAGCCUGUAUCCGAAAAUACUGAAUUACCCCACGAUGUUACUAGAUGGCUAGAACGUUAUAAAAUGUCCAGAGAACGAGAGGAUAGAACACCAACAGGAAAAAAUGAACGCAAGAAGAAAACAUGGAAAAGUAGUUCUGAAAAUCACAAAAGAGUCAAGUCUAGGAAGGGCCUGAUGAUGGAUGCAACAGGUGAACAGGAGAACUUAGACUGUAAGGCGUCCAAUCAAAGAUUAUACUGUGGAGAAAGUCAAGAUAGUCAAGAGGAUAGUCAGGAUGAAGAUCCAGCGGACACAUGUAAUAUAUUGCAAACUUCGGAAGAUGAGGAAAUAUCUGCAAAGUUGCCUAUUACUCCCUUAAGGAGACCCCUAGACAGACUUCAACCAAAGAAAAGGUGGUUAAGAGAAGCUUGUUUGGAGCAACAGUUAGCCAAACCUUUAAAUUGGGAUAAUAAGCCUAUUAAUAUACCAGUAACAACGUCAUUCAAGAAUACUGAUGGUCAGAUGCAUUGGAAUGCAUUGACUGAUCACUCGUCUAAUGUAUUGGGCACUUCAUGCUUGAAUGCAUGCAAAGAAAUUGAACUCACAAAAUCUGAGGUGGAUCCUGCUUAUGUAUGCACAUAUGUAUCUUGGGACACAACUAAUGGUAACACAGAAUCUCUGAAGAAAGCUAUAAAAGAUGAACAAAAGUAUAUUUUUGAAGCACCGAUUACAUUGUCUCAAACCAAUUGGAAUUCUCAGAAUAACACAAAUGAUUUUGCAAAUAAUGUAUCUCAAAUUAAAACUGUUAGUCAGCCAGUAUCUGAAGUUGAAUGGGAUAAUGAGGUGGUUAAAGAGAAUUCAAAAUCUUUAUCGAAUCAGGCCAAUGUAAAAAUAAAAAAUUGUGAUCAAAAGGAGACAGUUAAGCAAGAUACAUUUAUACAGUCUCAUAUUAGUGAGAAUGUAAUGAGACCAACUGUUUUAAUGUUAGCUGGAAGUUCUAACAACAACAACAACAACAACAACAAUAAUAUUAAUAAUAAUAAAGAUAGUAUUUCAAAAAUAAUUCCAGUUGAGUCUGAAGCAGUGACAAAAGUAGUUGUUGUUAAAGAAGAAAAGAAUUUUAUUAAGUUACCGAUUCCAGAGGACAGUCAGAAAUGGUUAGGUGCAUUAGCUUUGAUGGAAUUAGCUAAAAAUCAGGAAAAGACAAGAUGUAUAAACCUAAAACAGAACAAGGAUGAUUGCUCUGAGAAUUCUGAAUUAAAUUAUGCCAAUUUAUAG
Nomia melanderi (Alkali bee) is the source of this 3174-nucleotide messenger RNA. RefSeq lists its product as uncharacterized. Gene Ontology annotation, cellular component: transcription regulator complex; PcG protein complex; chromatin. Gene Ontology annotation, biological process: regulation of transcription by RNA polymerase II. The record is from RefSeq and is a predicted model, not a curated record. NCBI's taxonomy places the organism in Eukaryota, Metazoa, Arthropoda, Insecta, Hymenoptera, Halictidae. Gene Ontology annotation, molecular function: RNA polymerase II cis-regulatory region sequence-specific DNA binding; DNA-binding transcription factor activity, RNA polymerase II-specific.